CUGCAGUUUACUGACAUGCACAGUAGACUCUCUCUUCUGCCAAAAUGAAAGUGAAACGUACCAAACUGGUUGAUCUGUAAGGGAGCAUUCUGUUUUACUAAUGAAGAAACAUGCACCUCAUUUUAAAAAUAUUAGUUUAUUCCAGUCUGUUUACAGGCGUGCUCCAGGCGUAUCAGAUUCCAUGGCUGCCGUGUAAAUUCAUGGAUGAAAAUGUGUUUUACAAUAAUGAGGGGCAUGUGGAGACCAAACACAGCAACAGAGAUGCAAUACUACAGUUUGGCCACAAGGGGGACGCUCCAGUCAACCCCAACGCCCUCACUUUCCUCAUCACCUCGUCAAAGUUGGACGUCCGUCGCUUCAUUGAGGGAGUGGAGACGGAGCACGUGUCCUGUGAGCUGCAGCGCUACAGCACACAGGGGAUCCACAUGCGCUGGCCCGUACGAGGGGAGCACGAGUACAAUCGCUGGUUCACCUGCAAGAUCAGAGACUCCAAAUCCCAGCUCAGCGUCCUCAGCUUCAUCCGACAGUCCACCGCCGUGCCCCCCACAGGACAACACGACUACAGGAGCUGGACCCCCAUAGAGGACGGAGAGAUACUCACCGCAACAGUCGUGAUGGUGAUGAAGACUCAAACCCCCAAAAUAAAAGCCUCGCUGAGAUCCACGCAGAAACUCGACUGUCACUACGCCAUCGACCACAAGGCGGCGAACGUCGUGGUGGAGUGGCACAAACGCGGCGAGAGGACGAGUCUGUUCAAUCACAGCAGUCAGAGCGGGGUCAGCCAGGGGUCAGGGGUCACGCUGAAGAAACUGUCCACAGGAGAUGUCUCGUACACGAUCCCCUUCAGUAAAAUGAGCAGUCAGGGGAUGUACAUGUGCUCCGUGACCGUGCUGCCGCUGUACGGGACUCAAGAGAUCAAUCUGCAGAUCGAAGAGGCUCCUCGUGUUUCCCUGAGCACCGGCCCCUCCCUCACUCUGACCGUCGGCGAGGAGAAGAAAGUGAUUUGUGAAGCAGACGGUUACUACCCCCUGGACGUGGAGAUCGAGUGGACCCACCAGGACGCGGCGGAUGUGGGGCGUAGGGUGGGCGCUCCUCUGCCCAAAGUCCUGGAUAACGUCCUGUAUUCGAGUCACAAAGCCAACCCGGACCAAACGCUGUCUCUGUCGGCGUUCUUCUACCUCAACGCCAAACUGAGCGACUCCGGGCGACAGUUCACCUGCACCGUGUCACACCAGAGCCUUAGGGUGGCCAUCAAGAAGAGCUUUACUCUCACUGUGCAGGAGCCCAGUAAGGUGAUGUUUGUCGGCCUUCUCUGUUUUGGCGGCGUUUUACUUGUGGUUAUUGUUCUCCUGGUGCUGCGUAAAACACUCACAGGAAGAAGACAGCAUCAGUGGUGAAUUAUUUCUGGGUUGAUCUUUGAGCUUUAGAUGUUUGGAGUUUUAAUAAUUGUGCGUGUUUGGGUUCAAUGGGUACUUUAUAGGUUGUUUCAAUUUUGAUGAUUAAGGAUAAAUAAAUGUAGAUUAUAUUGUAAGGUUUUGUUGUUUAGGAAGCGUUACAGAAAGCAAAUGCGUCCUAAUAAUGACAUCAGAA
Periophthalmus magnuspinnatus is the source of this 1590-nucleotide messenger RNA. RefSeq names its product tapasin-related protein-like. The transcript is spliced from 7 exons. The record is from RefSeq and is a predicted model, not a curated record. Lineage: Eukaryota; Metazoa; Chordata; Actinopteri; Gobiiformes; Gobiidae. Bases 111 to 1397 code for a protein of 428 amino acids.